Oikopleura dioica is the source of this 1266-nucleotide messenger RNA. The record is from the annotation of a GenBank genome assembly. Lineage: Eukaryota; Metazoa; Chordata; Appendicularia; Copelata; Oikopleuridae.
AUGAACCUCGGCGAUUUGAAAGAAGAAGACCUGAUUCCCGGCUGGAACAACAUCUACCAACAGUCAAACGACCUGAUCGACGACGAAGACAUCAAGAAGUUCGAAGCGUCGAUCCAAAACCAAAUCACCAUCGUCCGCAAGUCCUUUACCGCUCAAGAAGACUCGGUUCAAGUGGAGGCGCUUUUGCCCAGCUUCGUCAAGAUGCUUUACUCGGAAGACGCGGAGCAGUGCUCGGCCAGCAUGAGGAAGAUUAUGCACUUGGCCAAGACGGAGAGCUUCGCUACCGUCUUGAUCAGCAGCCUCGAUCUCUGCCCGGCAUUGCUGCAUGUCGCCUGGACGAGAUCCAGCAAUUCUAUUCUGGCGCUCAAAGUUAAGGAUAACAUCAUUUUUAGAUAUAAACUAAAGACUAGACUCGUUCUGAACAUUUUCGCCUCCUAUCCUCUCGGCCGAUCUAUCAUCUUCCGCAGCCAGUUCUUCUACUCAAUCACCUACAUUCUCAAGCAAGAAUACAAGAGCCAAAGCCAAGACGUCGACACGAUCAAGAACUGUCUCUCGAUUCUCAACAAAUUGAUGAAAUCACUUGGCGGCGAAAUAGCAGCUCCGUUGAGAGCCCACGAGUUGAUCGAAAUCCUAACCGGCUUUUUGGACAGCCUCGACCCCAAAAUCCUUCUUCUGGCUUUGAGCAGCUUGAUCUUGGUUUGCAGCCAAGACUCCAAGUCGAGAAUCAGAAUGGCGCGAACAAGGACCGGCGUCGAACGAGUUCUAGUGCUAAUGCGCAACCCUGGUCUGGGCAACACGCCUUCGCUGGCGACGGGACUUGCCGAUCUCCUGGCGAUUUUGUCGACGGAAGACGAUCUCAAGCGAAUGUUGUUGGAAAAGGGGGCGCAGGAGUCGUGCAUGGCCGUUUAUGCAGAAUUCUCGAGCGUUAAAAUUCGCGAGCGCAUUUUGAUUACGCUUCGCAACUUGUCCGAUCGGCAACAAGAGGACAACUGUGAUGCUCUUAUUCAGAUCGGCCGAGCAAUUUUGGCAAACAACGACGAAGAAAUGAAGAACUCGCAAAUCCUUGCCGCGGGAAUGCUGUGCAAUCUGACCGCGAACUUCAAGCACAACAAACUAUGUUUCCUGGAAAAGGACGGGAUCAAGUACGCCAGUGCGCUAGCGAAGAGAGUUUUGGCGACGAUGAGCUCGGAUCAUUCAGACGAGCAUGUUCGACUGGCGAUUCCGCUUUUAGGAAAGGGACUUUUUCUGUUUGAAAGUGUUGUUUAA